AGUGCACUGUGAUAAACACAUAUGUGGCCAUUUCACAGUUUCUUCAUCUGGAUUUGAGCAUUUUGUGUCAUUCAUCACACACUGUUGCUGGGAUAUAAUCUGGUUAUGGCAUUUUCUUCACAUCUCCUGAUUAUCUCUGCUUUCCUCAUCUGCUUAUGUCCUGCUGAUGAAUAUUUCUCAAUCCGUGAACAACAGUGGUCUAAAAUCUCUGCACCUGGACAGACUGCUGGAAAUGAUUCAGUGAAAUCUAAGCAUGCUGAGACAACCAUAGUACCUGAACAAACUGUUCAAACUAACAGUUUGAACGGCAACGAAGUAACAUCUGAGCCUGCUGGAACCACCAGAGUUUCUGAAUCAACCACUCCAACCAAUUUAGUACCAUCUGAACCUGCUGAGAAAACACCAGCAGUUGAGGCAACUAGUCCAACACACCCUUCUGAGACGACCACAGUACCUGAAUCCACAGCUCAGACUAAAAUAUUAACAUCACAGCCUACAAAAACCACUUCACUAUCUCAGUCUACACCUGUAACUGACACAGUAACUUCUAAUCCUACUAACAUCACCUUGGUACCUGAAGAAACCAAUACAACUAAUUCAGUAACAUCUGAUCCUAGUGAGACCACUUCACUACCUAUACUUACAGAUUCAACAACAUCUGAGCCUGUCAGUACCACAGCAGUUUCUCAAUCAAUCAGUCCAACUGUUCCAGUUACAUCUGAUCCUAGUGAGACCACUUCACUACCUAUACCUACGGAUUCUACAGAUACAGCAACAUCUGAGCCUGCCAGUACCACCACGUUUUCACAAUCCAUCAGUUCAACUGUUCCAGUUACAGCCGAUCCUAGUGAGACCACUUCACUACCUUUACCUACAGGUUCUACAAAUACAGUGACAUUUGAGCCAACCAGUACCACCAUGGUUUCUCAAUCAAUCAGUCCAACUGUUCCAGUUACAUCCGAUCCUAGUGAGACUACUUCACUUCCUUUACCUCCAGAUUCUACAAAUACAGUGACAUUUGAGUCUACCAGUACCACAGUGAUUUCUCAAUCAACCAGUCCAACUGUUCCAGUUACAUCCGAUCCUAGUGAGACCACUUCACUACCUUUACCUACGGAUUCUACAGAUACAGCAACAUCUGAGCCUGCCAGUACCACAGCGGUUUCUCAAUCAAUCAGUCCAACUGUUCCAGUUACAUCUGAUCCUAGUGAGACUACUUCACUACCUAUACCUACAGAUUCUACAGAUUCACCAACAUCUGAGCCUGUUAGCACCACCACCACAGCUUCUCAAUCAGUCAGUCCGACUGUUCCAGUUACAGCCGAUCCUAGUGAGACCAGUUCACUACCUUUACCUACAGGUUCUACAAAUACAGUGACAUUUGAGCCAACCAGUACCACCAUGGUUUCUCAAUCAAUCAGUCCAACUGUUCCAGUUACAUCUGAUCCUAGUGAGUCUACUUCACUACCUAUACCUACAGAUUCUACAGAUUCACCAACAUCUGAGCCUGUUAGCACCACCACCACAGCUUCUCAAUCAGUCAGUCCGACUGUUCCAGUUACAUCUGAUCCUAGUGAGACCACUUCACUACCUAUAGCUACAGAUUCUACAGAUACAGCAACAUCUGAGCCUGCCAGUACCACCAUGUUUUCACAAUCCAUCAGUCCAACUGUUCCAGUUACAUCUGAUCCUAGUGAGACCACUUCACUACCUUUACCUACGGAUUCUACAGAUACAGCAACAUCUGAGCCUGCCAGUACCACAGCGGUUUCUCAAUCAAUCAGUCCAACUGUUCCAGUUACAUCUGAUCCUAGUGAGUCUACUUCACUACCUAUACCUACAGAUUCUACAGAUUCACCAACAUCUGAGCCUGUUAGCACCACCACCACAGCUUCUCAAUCAGUCAGUCCGACUGUUCCAGUUACAGCCGAUCCUAGUGAGACCAGUUCACUACCUUUACCUACAGGUUCUACAAAUACAGUGACAUUUGAGCCAACCAGUACCACCAUGGUUUCUCAAUCAAUCAGUCCAACUGUUCCAAUUACAGCCGAUCCUAGUGAGACCACUUCACUACCUUUACCUACAGGUUCUACAAAUACAGUGACAUUUGAGCCAACCAGUACCACCAUGGUUUCUCAAUCAAUCAGUCCAACUGUUCCAGUUACAUCUGAUCCUAGUGAGUCUACUUUACUACCUAUACCUACAGAUUCUACAGAUUCACCAACAUCUGAGCCUGUUAGCACCACCACCACAGCUUCUCAAUCAGUCAGUCCGACUGUUCCAGUUACAGCCGAUCCUAGUGAGACCAGUUCACUACCUUUACCUACAGGUUCUACAAAUACAGUGACAUUUGAGCCAACCAGUACCACCAUGGUUUCUCAAUCAAUCAGUCCAACUGUUCCAGUUACAUCUGAUCCUAGUGAGACCACUUCACUACCUGUAUCUACAGAUUCUACAAAUACAGCAACAUCUGAGUCUGCCAGUACCACCAUGGUUUCUCAAUCAAUCAGUCCAACUGUUCCAGUUACAUCUGAUCCUAGUGAGUCUACUUCACUACCUAUACCUACAGAUUCUACAGAUUCACCAACAUCUGAGCCUGUUAGCACCACCACCACAGCUUCUCAAUCAGUCAGUCCGACUGUUCCAGUUACAUCUGAUCCUAGUGAGACCACUUCACUACCUAUAGCUACAGAUUCUACAGAUACAGCAACAUCUGAGCCUGCCAGUACCACCAUGUUUUCACAAUCCAUCAGUCCAACUGUUCCAGUUACAUCUGAUCCUAGUGAGACCACUUCACUACCUUUACCUACGGAUUCUACAGAUACAGCAACAUCUGAGCCUGCCAGUACCACAGCGGUUUCUCAAUCAAUCAGUCCAACUGUUCCAGUUACAUCUGAUCCUAGUGAGUCUACUUCACUACCUAUACCUACAGAUUCUACAGAUUCACCAACAUCUGAGCCUGUUAGCACCACCACCACAGCUUCUCAAUCAGUCAGUCCGACUGUUCCAGUUACAGCCGAUCCUAGUGAGACCAGUUCACUACCUUUACCUACAGGUUCUACAAAUACAGUGACAUUUGAGCCAACCAGUACCACCAUGGUUUCUCAAUCAAUCAGUCCAACUGUUCCAAUUACAGCCGAUCCUAGUGAGACCACUUCACUACCUUUACCUACAGGUUCUACAAAUACAGUGACAUUUGAGCCAACCAGUACCACCAUGGUUUCUCAAUCAAUCAGUCCAACUGUUCCAGUUACAUCUGAUCCUAGUGAGUCUACUUUACUACCUAUACCUACAGAUUCUACAGAUUCACCAACAUCUGAGCCUGUUAGCACCACCACCACAGCUUCUCAAUCAGUCAGUCCGACUGUUCCAGUUACAGCCGAUCCUAGUGAGACCAGUUCACUACCUUUACCUACAGGUUCUACAAAUACAGUGACAUUUGAGCCAACCAGUACCACCAUGGUUUCUCAAUCAAUCAGUCCAACUGUUCCAGUUACAUCUGAUCCUAGUGAGACCACUUCACUACCUGUAUCUACAGAUUCUACAAAUACAGCAACAUCUGAGUCUGCCAGUACCACCAUGGUUUCUCAAUCAACCAGUCCAACUGUUCCAGUUACAUCUGAUCCUACUGAGACCACUUCACUACCUAUAGCUACAGAUUCUACAGAGACAGUAACAUCUGAGCCUGCUGGAACCACCACAGUCUCUGAAUCAACUGGUCCAACCAUUUCAGUAACAUCUGAACCUGCUGUGACAACCACAGCACCUGAACCAUCAACCACACAGCCUGCCGAGACAUCUGAAUCUACAGGUUCUACAGAUACAGUAACAUCUGUGACUGCUGGCACAACUUUAAUAUCUGAAUCGACUAAUCCCAGUCCAACCAACACAGUAACAUCUGAAUCUGCUGAGACCACAACAUCAACUGAGGCAACCUCUCACCCACCACUUACUCAACCAAGUGGACCACCAUCAUCACCUCCAACAGAACCAACCACAACAUCAACCAUAACACCAACUAACUUACCAACUGUAAGACCAACCAUACCAUCAACCAAACCACCAACUGAUUUGCCAGCCACACUACCAACAACACCACCUGCUACACCAACGACUCAAACAACCACUAAACCAUUCACAACAGCAGAGUCGUAUAAGUGCCAAAAUGGUGGAUAUUUCAAUGGAUUUAACUGCACAUGUCUUGCUGGAUUUAGUGGAAAGCUUUGCCAAUACGUUGAAAUGGUUGAACCAGAUGCACUCAACAGGUCAGUCCUGGUUCAUGUGGAGAUCAAUCAGCAAUUUAAUGACAAAUAUGACGACAAAACAUCAUCCGAAUACAAAGAGUUUGUUGGAAACUUCACAGAUCAGAUGAAGACAUAUUACCAGAAAAAGAACAUAGCGAACUUUAAAGGAGUGGUAGUAACCAGUGUCAGCCGUGGACGCCCUUUAGUCAGAUUGUCAGAUAAUGCUGUGGAAGAGAUGACAUUAUCAACUGAAGCUGUUGCUAUCUACAGUAUCACAUCAAGAGCUGACAGUAUUAGUGUCACUCAUGAUGUGGUUUUGGUAAUUCCAAACAAUGCCAGCUCUGAACAACAGUAUCUGGAUGACUUUGAAGCAGUUAAGGAGGCUGUGAAUGAGCUUGUUGACUGUACAGGGGAUUGUCCUUACAAUGUCACAGAUCAACCCAUAGUGAAUACAACAGAGGUGGAUUUGGGAUCUGUAUGUGAAGAGUUGGUGAACAAUCCAGAUGUUGCUGAAUUCUACGAACCUGUACCUGUUCAUGGAGUGAUCACAUGUGUGACUAUAUGUAACAGUCUACAUUCACGUCCUAAAACAUGCUACAAUAAGGGAACCUGCAGAGUAUACAGGGACGUGGGACCUCUGUGCGAGUGUCAAGCUGUGAAUUCCACUUGGUACUUGGGCAAUGACUGUAGAUUCCCUAUACAGAGGACUGCUUUCUACGCAGGGCUAAGUGUGACCCUGGCUUUUCUAUUGGUGACUAUUGGAGCCUUGACUGCACAUGUGCUGAUCAACAAUCACAAGCAAACACAGAGGAGAGACAUUAAAGAGAAGCUGGUGAACCAGUGGUUUAAUGAGGACUUUAAGUGGUCCAGAUCCAACAGCCCACUUGAUGCAUAUAAUGCUGGAGGUUACAGAAAUCCCUCAUUCCCACAAGAAGACUCUGCCAGCCACAGGAAGGAUCCAGGUGAUUACAGACGACCUGUUGACAACAGACUGCCCAGCUCAUCAGUGAGCAUGUUCCCCUCUUUGCAAACAGCACCCAGACACGAUACUCCACUUUCUAAUGGGAAUGUGGCUCUGCCCCUCAGAGACCUCUCAUCCAACCUGCCAAUGAGGAUCAGCAGACCUAGGAUCAGGACAUCCUGGGAUGCCUGAGCUGUGCAGUGAAACUGACUGGAUCCUAACUGUUUCUACAAACACAUGGCUCCUCAGUUUAAUGUCUUUUGCUGCCUUCUAAGCCAUUUAUACCAGCUGUAGCUGCUUACAUUGCUGCUUGAUUUAUUUUUUGAUUUUUUUAAAGUCAAAGUGCUAAUAUAUAUAUUCAGUAUUUAUGGUUGUAAUGUUCAGUUUUGUUGCCGCUGUUAGAGAGGUAUUUUCUCUGUGGUCAUUUCAGACACUGCAGUUAGUGGUUAGUGUUGUAAUUGGAUAGGCAGAUAUUUACUAUGUUUAUAUAUAUAUACAUGAAAGGCUAAACAUUAAGAAACACCUCUCAGUUACACUGACCCACCAUCCAACUUUAAAACUGGAGACUUCACAUGUAACUUUUCAGUUCUCCACAGAGGAACUUUGGGUGUUUUGGGUGGUACUUCCUAGUUCUGUAGGUAGUGAGUCAUUAUUAAAUUAGUAGUUUGCUUUAACAACAUCUCGUCCUGACUGAGCAGAACAGAGACACUGACACUGGGACCACAUUGGUAAAUGAACAGUCCACUACCUUAAACCUAGGAAUGGUUUUGUUUGAAAUAUGAAUAUUUACUAGGCAAGCACCUUCAUGCCUGAAAUUUCAAGCAGAUUUCAGUUUGGUGAGUGAGUACAGAUAUCUGUCAGCCAAUGAUGAUAAAAAUCUGAGGCAGAAAGAGAGUGGAGGCAGAAGUUAGUGCACAAUGAUGAUUGACUAUAUUGCAAUUUUGCACAAUGUUACUUGUUUCGGCCAUAAUUAUUUAGAUGUGCUUCAUAUAAAUAAAAAGUGUUCUGCUGUCAAAAA
This is a messenger RNA of Lates calcarifer (barramundi perch), 6223 nucleotides long. It is a transcript of the gene muc3a, whose product is annotated as mucin 3A, cell surface associated. NCBI's taxonomy places the organism in Eukaryota, Metazoa, Chordata, Actinopteri, Centropomidae. The transcript is spliced from 14 exons. Bases 106 to 5397 code for a protein of 1763 amino acids. The record is from RefSeq and is a predicted model, not a curated record.